UUCAAUUCUCAACCUUGACAAGAGUUUGUGGACGAAGGGUAUCUCUGACUUCAAGUCCAAGAUUGAACCAAGUUUACUUUGAAGGGAUCAUUUAUUUGAAGCAAAUAUGUCAGACAACGACGACGAUGAUUUUAUGUGUGAUGAAGAUGAGGAGUAUGAUCUGGAAUAUUCAGAAGACAGUAACUCAGAGCCUGAUGUUGACUUGGAAAACCAAUAUUACAAUUCAAAAGCACUCAAAGAAGAUGAUCCAAAUGCAGCACUUGAAAGCUUUUCUAAGGUUCUUGUACUAGAGCAGGAAAAAGGUGACUGGGGUUUUAAAGCUUUGAAGCAAAUGGUCAAGAUUCUUUUCAAAUUGGGACACUACGAAAGCAUGAUGAAGAGAUACAAAGAACUGUUAUCGUAUAUAAAGAGUGCAGUCACAAGAAAUCAUUCCGAAAAGUCCAUCAAUUCCAUCUUGGAUUUUAUUUCCACUUCAAAACAGAUGGAGCUACUGCAGGAGUUCUAUGAAACAACACUGGAGGCCUUGAGGGAUGCCAAAAACGACAGGCUUUGGUUCAAAACAAAUUGCAAACUUGGAAAACUCUAUUUUGACCGAGAGGAGUACGGUAAAUUGGCGAAAAUAAUAAAAGAAUUACGAAGGUCCUGCCAGACGGAUGAUGGUGAAGAGGAUUUGAAGAAGGGAACACAGCUGCUUGAGAUCUACGCUCUAGAGAUUCAAAUGUACACAGCCCAGAAAAACAACAAGAAAUUAAAGGCACUUUAUGGCCAGUCGCUGCACAUCAAAUCUGCCAUCCCUCAUCCACUAAUCAUGGGAGUUAUACGAGAAUGCGGUGGAAAAAUGCAUCUUAGAGAGGAAGAAUUUGACAAAGCAGCGACGGAUUUUUUUGAGGCAUUUAAAAACUAUGAUGAAAGUGGAAGCCCAAGGAGAAUAACAUGUUUAAAGUAUCUCGUACUAGCAUACAUGCUUAUGAAGUCAAACAUUAACCCAUUCGACUCUCAAGAGGCAAAACCUUACAAGAAUGAUCCUGAGAUCUUAGCAAUGACCAAUCUGGUUAGUGCUUACCAGAAUAAUGAUAUUACUGAAUUUGAGAAGAUAUUGAAGACUAACAGAAAAAAUAUAAUGGAUGACACUUUUAUUCGCGAACAUCUUGAGGAUUUGCUCAGAAAUAUACGUACUCAAGUUCUUAUUAAACUCAUCAGGCCCUAUACAAAGAUUCAUAUACCGUUCAUUUCAAAGGAGCUCAACAUUGACACAGAUGAAGUUGAGAGCCUGCUAGUCCAAUGUAUCUUAGAUAGCACUAUUCAAGGUAGGAUCGACCAAGUCAACCAGCUACUUGAAAUAGACCAGACAGCAAUAGGAUCUGCAAGAUAUACUGCGCUGGAUAAACUAACAACGCAGUUGCAUUCUCUCCACGUUGCUGUUUGUAACAAGAUAUCAUGAAUUGCUUAGCAAAAUGAGAAGCUAAUUUCCAUGCCAGGUAAACCAAACAAACAAGCGUUGAUAAGAAGAGAAAUCGACUUUUGCUUACCUUAAUUGUUAGUUUUAUGCUGCCCGUUAUUUUGCUGCCUUGUCACUGGGAGAGGUAAGCGAAAACUAGUAUCUAUUGAAAGUCGUUCUAAUUAUCAUUGUCAACAUCCUUUUGUGCAUCAUAUUUGAAGUCGACCUGAAAGACUCUAUGCUUAAAGUAACGAGAAUUCUUAUCAGAAUCUUUGCAAUAUGUUUUUUAUGUUUCGGCUUAAUACCUUGUGUUCGAAUGUCGUUCUCCUGCCAGGUAUUCAAAGCUCUUGAGCCUCUGGUCCUUCUUGUCACAUUUGUUGGUGAUUCAAAGAGAGUACUCAAAUAAAGGCACGGGUAUUUUUUCAUGCCAUUCUCCUUGUACAACAGUAGUUUCCAACGAAAAGUUGAUGUGUUCUUUAUUAAGAGCUUGAUAAAGUAAAAAAUUAGUCAUGUUGACAAAGCCAUCAUUUCAAGCACCGCUUUUAUCAGUCGAACGGUCUUACCCUAAAAAAGAUCACAUCAAGUCUUCUUUUGGGAAACUUCGUAAUUAAACGUUCAUAAAAUGGCCACUCUUUUUAAUUGCAGACUAUCAAACUUAUAGCAAAUAAUAUAAAGAAUGGUUUCAAUCUAACUCAUAAUGUGUUGUUCUCAUUUCCUUCUACAUUUCGAAAAAAAUGAAAAAAAUCGAAAAUUUUAAGAUAGACAAGCCAGCUCCCUCGUAAGCAAAAAUUUUUUUAUUAUAAAGAUAAGAUGAAAGCUUUUUCCUACCAGGUUGUCAUAAAAGAAGUCCUUCAAGGGUUUUAGUUGUAAUUUCUCUUUCUUUCUCUCUUCCGCAACCGUUUUUCUCCUCAUUACCUACUAGCCCACUGCGAGAGGCUUUGAGGUUUUGAAAAAUGGGUUUUGAUUACAUCCGGGCAAAUCAAACGACUGUAAAAGAUUUCUACCUUGCAGAGACGUUUUCAUAUGAAAUACGAGAACUACUGAAAUUUUACAUGAUAAAGUAAAAAGCAAGAUAAAAUGUUGAAUUCAUCUUGCUACAAGUAAUCAAUGAAAGGCACACAGAGCUAGUUAUCUUGCGGAUCAAAAAAUUCUUAUACUAAGUAUUUUUGUACUUGUAAGAAAAAUGAAAUCUUUUGACAGAAGUUGUCUUCGUUAACAACCCCCUCCCCCAAAUAGACUUUAACGACGCCCCUUCAACAGUAUCUGUUAUUGGGUAGAAAUGGUACAAUCAUAGACCCAUCUCUCCUGUGCAAGUCUCUCCAUAAUUCAGUCUAAGAAUUUUCGCUUAAAUCUAGUCUCAGAGAUAUUUUUCUUCCUCGCCAAUGUAUCUGUCUACAAACAUAUCUCCGGCUUUUUUGAGCUGCAGUACUCAGAGGAAAUCUCGUAACAUAAGUGCUCUCUUGUUGUACGUAGCAAAACAAAGAUGAAAAAUGUCACUGACGAUACAUUAAUACGUAAAACACAAAUCUCCUUUAAAUUCAGGGAUUCGCACCUUUUCGUGUAUUAUGAAUUUACAUUUGCACACUAAUGAAAAUAUUUUGUUAGGAUAUUGAAGUCGUUACUAAAACCUCAAGUGCUGUUGUUGGGGGUCACUUGCUUCCGAAGCUAUAUUAAUGUUUACAACAACUAGGCAUCUUAAUUUAUUGAUAUCACAAAUAUAUAUAUAUAUAUGUUUAUAUAUUUAAGCAGUUUAACAUCAAUGUUUUGAGCUUCCCGCGAGUAUCAGUGUGUUCACUACCAAGACCUCAUGAGCAAAUACACUCUUUUCUAUAAGAACAAUUUUAUAAGAACACGAGCCUCAAAAUUGGUCAAAAGUUAAGAACAAAUUAAGAACAAGCUGAGGCCGAGCUUCUGGAAAAUGCAAUUUUGAACAACGCUCUUUCUCAAAAUUGAGGAUUUUUAGCUAUGUGUGGGUGAUUUUUCGGUGAAUAUGCAAAUUUGUCAGCAAAUUAAGGCUCUCUCACUCAAUUUGUUGGCAAAUGAGGCCUGUACACCACCCUAGAGCGAAAAAGCUAGCACUCGCACUGUUUACACCCUAUUAGAUUAAGAACAAAUUAAGAACAAUCAAGCCUCAGAUUUUCGAAAAAAAAUCAAGAACAGUCAGCCCGAACUUAAAUUAACUGGUUCCUAUAAAAAAAGAGUGUAUUGUUUUAAAUCUUUCGUACAUCUCUGCCUGAAUAUCCUACCCGCGAUCUUACCCACACAAAGUCACGGGCUUUCUUCGUUACAAAGUAUUGCUUGAUAGUUACUGCCAUUCCAAGCAUAUGAUGAAACGAUACCGAAUUGCUUGUUUUGAGUUCUUUUACUUUCUGGCGUCUUUUCCAUGGCCAGCUCUUUAUUUGUCAAUCUUGAGAUUAGUUCUUCCAUGCUCUUUUUAGAAAUUGUUACCUUAUUCUUCUUUGGUUCCUUUGUUCCAUUUUGAGUCUUCGAGGAGGACAGCCGUUCAACAAUUCUAUCAAUAUCCAACUGCCCCAGUUUUUCUCCCCUAUUAACAGGUGGCGGUGACGGCUCGUUCUUCUGCGUUGAAAGGCGUUCAAAGAUUUGAUCAAUAUCAUCGUUGCUUAGGCCCGUUAUCGUUCUUUUUUUGAAUGCUGCCUGAGGGGAGUUGAUCUUUUUAGGAGCAGCAAGCCGCUCGACCAGCUGUUCGGCUUCUAUUUUGGUUAAGCUGCGUCCAUUGUUUUUGUUCUUCUCUCCAGCCUUCGUCGAUGGCUCUUUUUGUCGGCUUAAUCGAGAAACCAGACCCUCUAUUUCAGAUGCAGUAAGUGUUUUCUCUGAGGCCAUUUUCAAACGAAUCUUUGCAAGCAGAACUACCAAUAAAGACACCUAACGUAUCCAUAUAUCACAUUUGACAAGGUUAUGGUUCGCUGGUCAACUAAAAUCUCACCUUUUUCAAUCGACAGCUCUUCCAAGAUCUGCACCACUCAAGAGAUAUCCCAAAGCACUUCAGCAUUAUAGCUUGUGGUGUGUUGACAUAGCUACUACCCGUAAAUUAAUCCCAUAAUUUCUAUUGUAAAGUAUUUGUAAAGCAAAGGGAACAUCACAUAAAGACAAUGGAGAUCAGCUUCUGUUAUGGUAUGUUUCUAUGUAGUGAGAACAAAGGAAAACUAAAAUACAAUGAAUCCAUUGUUUUGGUUUGAAUGAUAGAACAACGUGACAGGAUGAUACCGAAUACGCUCCUGUGCGGCGCUUGCGCAACAAUUUAGGGUGGCGCAAAUUUCUUCGAAGGGAAACUCCUCUUGUCUUCAAAUUACAUUUUCUUUCACAAGAUCUGACCAGAGCUUAAAAGGGAAUUGUUUGGUUUACUUACAAAAUGCCAACAUUUACAUUUGACAAAAACUUCGUUUAAGUUUACAGUGGAAAAUUUUUUGGCAGGAAGUACGAGAGAAAAAGUGGUCAACGGACGCGAAGUUCAUGUUUGCACUUGCUUGUCAGAUAUAAAAACGCCUUCUUGUCCAAGUUUCAAGCGAAGUAAAAUUGUUCGUAGAAGAAACAGAACCUUUUCCCGCUGAAAAUUGGGUGAGAUAACCAUCUCGGUUGGACCCAGUAUACACUUUCUCAGCUUGACGCCUCUCCGCCUCUCCUCCUCUCCGCCUCUCCACUCCUCUCUACUAUAUCUGCGCAUGAACUUAUUUGGCUCUGGUAUCCAGGGUAAGUGUUAGGUAGCCCAUCUCAACAAAUGGACUUCAAAGUGUCUUUUUCUGUCGGGUAUACGCUAGGAUAUUGCAUUCUUCUUUGACUGCACGUGUGCUCUUCAGUGGCGGCCUGGCCCUUUUCGCCUAGGAGGGGGGGGGAGGGCAGCAUCAAAAUGUGGUCGCAAAAAUUUUGUUUUCCCGAAUACAACUGCUUCCGUCCACCUUCCCCUCCAAAACAAUGUUGAAAGUAUAGAAAAAUAUCAUACAAGGCACAGGAAAAAGCGUGCUUCAUAACCCCUUUCUAGAGUUACAUAAUGUGUUUCUGAAGGAAGAUGGACAUUGCAAUCUUUGCGAAAAAAAUUCUUCAUGGCGCAUUGAGGCAUUUUAUUUGGAAACAAAACUAGUGGAAGAAUCAAUUUGGCUACUUUUGGCAACAAAAUUCAUGUUUUUGUGUUGAUAUUACAAAGAUUGUAUAAUUUUACAGAAAAUUCCAUGGUUUUUUAUUCAUGUCAUAAUUUUAUACAUAUCUUAUAUUUAUAUACAUAUAUACUUUAAUUUUUUAGUUUCACUGUAGUAUAUCAAAUUUUAUCACCCUUAUUCAUCUACCAAAUUGCCAGAUUUUGUGAAUUUGAAUUCAAACGAUAACCAAACGUUCUCUUGUUUCAACGACCAAUUCAGUUAGGUGUCCUGUUCUGUGACUACACAAGACUUGCAGCUGCAAAUGAAAUUCGUUGUAACGUAACGUGCUAUGCAACUUUCUACAUUCGCAAAGUCUUUCGCGUUUGUUCAUUCCAACCAUCAGGUCUAUUUGUGACAUUCUGCUUUCCUUAUAAGAGCUUGAGUUGUGUAUUGAAAUACUGGAUGUUUCUAACAGUUAAAUGGAGGAACGUACCAGAAAGCAAGGCUGGAGAGCAAAGAUUCGCAUAACCAGGUCACUGUGAAUACAAAGAUGUCAAACAUCUGUUCGCCAGCUUCAGAUUCCCUGCAUUUCACAUUAAUCUUUCCUUUGUACGGAGAAUGUCUGCUCGUUAGCCAUUUUAUUUGCCCUAACUUGCGCUGUACGUUUAACUGUGAAUAAAAAGAUAGGAAAAUGUUAGUUAGAUAGAACCUUUCUGACUAUUUUACUUCUUAACCUCCGGAAAACUGUUUAAAUCUACUUCAGCCAUCCAGGAAAUUUUCUUCAGCCAUCCAGGAAAUUUUCAGUUGUCAGUUUGUUAGUAUUGCUUUCUGUAUGUUUAGGCCCUUUUCAUUUUGACUCCAUACAUCGCGCUUCGUUUUGGGGACAGGUGUAACGGGGAUAAAGAUGGAGGAGAGUCUGCAGCGAUGAUCUUUGAGCACUUGCGACAAAGAAGAUGGAAUUCCCGUUGCUUAGCGGGAUAUCGCGUUUAUUUCUCGUAGGAUGAUAAACUCGAACUGUUCUUUUGUCAAUAUGCGAGUAUCGUUUCUUUUUCAAUCCCCGAGAACUGAAGCACCUGCACAUAAAGUAUCUUAAUCACAAUGACCUGGUUGGAUUAAAGUCGCGAGACGAUUUUUAGCAUCUGCUUUUGGAAACGUCACUGCAAGUAUACCAGAGUUCAGCUCUAAUCAAAGUGAAUUUUCCUGCACAAACUACUUCGGUGGUUUAGCCACUGCACGCCAGGUUUGCCGUCCACUACGUCACUGGUCAGCCAAUUUGACAGGUUUUACCUCGAUGAUGAAAUUAUGCUGGUAAUGAAUCCUGAGGUUUUGAUUUUUUGAUGUCGACUCGCUGAAAUUCAGGAAAUUGUGCAUUUUACUCCGCAUUGUAACCAGAGAAUGCAGUAGGAUUUUCUGUGCUAAUUCUAAGAAGAUUUCCGUACGUCACGCUGAAAGCUGUCAAGAUAUUUUGCAAGGUGCGUUGCUCUAUUUACAUGUCAUUCUAUUAGCUGCAGCCUGCAUUCAAGCAUUGUCUUGUUUUUCUUAGCAGAAACAAAUUUUGUGGCAUAUUCAUUGUGGCUCCUGCGUUAUUUUUAUUGUUAUCACUGUGUUUAUGAUUGUUGAAUAAAGAUGCAAUCGGUUAUAAUUUGGAGUUGUUUAGUUAGUCCUUCCAAGCACAGUACUUUAUGUUCUCGUUCUUGUAAUGUGUGUUUUGAAAAGUAUUGUUGAACUUUAUAGUUUUGAUUUUUUGCAUAAAAAACAAGAUAGCUUUGAUGGCAGCACUAAAUUUAUAAAGAUUUCUUUUAUUUCCAUUUUUUUUUAUUCUUUGAAUUUUAUAGUUUAUUUCGAUCAAAUGUUUAAGGCUUUUAAGAUAUUGUAGGAGAUGGCCAAGUAGCCAUUUGAAAAAUGCUCAAUUCCCGUUGUUUCUUUUUCCAAUUGUCACCUUAGCAAAUAUUUUUUGCCUAAAUUUGCUGCACAUUUUGCUGCUCUUUAUCGGAUCGUGUGAAAUAAAAACAAUUACUGUUGCCUAUGACAAAAACAAUUACUUGACUCAGAUUUAGAAGAAUUUUUUGCUAAAAUAUUAAAGCAAGACUGUAUUUUAUACCAUAAGAAGUAUAUGUAUGACCAUCCCUUGUAGGUAUAAUAUUUCUUGUAAUUCUCUCCUCAAUUGAAAUAAUUUUCAACUGUGUUAAAUUGAUUUGCACAUUCUCUGCUCCUUUAAUACCUUUUUUACCUGAAACUUGAUUUGUAUUUUAUAUGUGCAGUAUUUCCCAGAUCAGCCCAAGGUAACUGCUCAAAAUGUUGGUUUUGUUUCAUUUAUGCUACGUCUUGCAGAAAAACAUAAAAUGAAUGUAGAAUACUUCUUAAUAUCUUAUCUCCUUUUUAGCACGCAGUUGCUCUACAUAAAAAGACAGAAUAGUUUUAGCAGUAUUUUUAUAAUGAUAUGUACCGGAAAAAUGCAGUGCUCAAUGUCAAGGCAACAUACAAAUAUAUUUUGAUAUGAUUUCGAUAAUUUUUCUUUGCUCUCUUCUUUCAAGCUACAUACAAGAAAAUGGAUGAUUCAUACUGUUAGUGGGUUUAAGUCUAGCAUUCGUGACGAAGUGACAUUUGCAAAUACUAGUGACUAAAGGAAAAGCAAAAGUAAUUUCAAAGUUUGACAGCAAUGGAGAGAGACGCUCGAGAGCUUGGCUGUCAAAUGAGCCAUUGCCACCUGCUGCAUAAUCACAUUAACAGCCAUGGUCACAUCUGCUCUGCAAGUCCAUUUGGGUCAAUAAAUUCGCCAGAAUACGGCUAUUGGCUGUCGUCAAUGGCCUACGCCAACGAACUCUUCAGCCAUGGGCCAUAUGAACACUGUUUUCCUCGGCAGUGCUUAAAUCGCGAGAGCAGUCGCACUGCCUCGCUGCGGCACUUAUCUGUUUCGAACGGAAUCAGGAAUCUUUGCACGGACAGAGGCGAGGCAGAAACAUGGCCCACUUCUCCUUUGUUGCCUGCUCAAGGCUGUCGGCUAGGCCAUCAUGAAAGCAGCAGAAUGCAUAAUUUUGAAUUUUGCUCUUCCCAUAGUAAUAAUGUAUUACGUGGUACAUACAUGCAUGAUUUCCACGAAAUGCGUAGCCAAGUUUACACAGAUUCGACGCACGGCGAAACUGUGUUUGAGUUAUCGCGUCAUCGGAUGCUGGGAAGGCGCAAUUCCAUUUGGAAGUCACAAAUAAAAAGGAAUGACGUUCUUCCGGAAAACGAUGUCAAUUUUGAGGACACAGAGGUAGAUAGCAUGCAGUAUUAUUCGGAUUUGAAUAUAACAUCGACACUUUGUGGAUUAGAAGAAGUUUUAACACGAUUAAUAUGGAAUUUGAAUUAGGUGAACAAAAUCAGUUACGCAUUCCGGGUCAGUAGAUUAGCUAUAUCGGUCAAGCGAUACCAGUGCAGCAUAUUUGGUACUCUCAAAUUUUAAGAAACCACCUUGCUAUAAAACUUGUUUCAUGGUUCUCAAGAGAACUGCGAUAUCAAAAGGUACUUCCAGAACUUUAUACUUCAGGCCAGGAAAGUACCUAAACAUCUGCACUGAUUCGUGUAGUUUAAACUCAGAUUAAAGAUAAAGGUGUUCUGGAAAUUUACUCUUUGGCGUAUACAGUAUAACCCGGUUAUAACGUACUUUAAGGGACCAGUGUAUUAAGUACGUUAUAAGCAAAGUAUGUUGUAACGAGGGUAAGUAAAAAUUGACUAAAACCAAGCACACCUUUUGCCGCGACCAAGCACACCUUUUGCCGGGACCAAGCACACCAGUACGUUAUAUCCGAAAGUACGUAAUAACCGAGUACGUUAUAAGGGGAUUCUACUGUAAAGCUAACUAGUGACAGGGGUCCCUUAAAUUUUUAAUGGCAAUUUAAGUGUCUUUCCUUUCAAUAGUUUAUUAUUAAUGGGCAAUUUCCAGCCCUUUUUGCUUGCUUUGCUAUCAAGCUCUUUUAAUUAAAAAAAAUAUCUUUAGGACAAAAAUUAUCAAAUAUUAUCUAGUUCUUGACAGAAUUGUACUUGGAGAAUAUUUUUGUGAAAUUAUGAUUAAAAAAGCCAGUCAAUAAAUAAACAAUAUUGAAAUAUUUUUACAGAACUUUUCUUUACAAAAAGGCUCUUAAUUCCGAUUUAAUUGAAGAGAUUUCAAGGAAAUGCUUCUAUUAUUUCUCAUAGCCUGUUUCUUAGAAAAAUUUGGGAUCGAGCAUAAGUUUUUGCCAUUAAAAGUAUUUAACUGAGAAUUGAUUGGUAAUUUUUCAAAUUGACAAUUCUUGUGAUUGCUAUGGAAAUAGUUGCAUAGUAAUGGGGAAAUCAAUGUUUCGACAAGUGUUGCUCAUCGAAUGAGGUGGGUAGUUGAUACGUCUUUUAAAGUAGACGAGAACUAAUUUAAAUGGGGUAUUAUUCUGACAUCGUCAAAAUUAGUCAUUAAAGGGAAUUAACUGCUUAGAGCAGUUUGCUAAUGUGUUUUGAACACAGGUUUACAAUUUGUCAUUUAAUUUCCGGUAAGCAUUAUAGCCUUCUCGUCUGAUUUCGGAUAAGGGUAAUAAUUCAAUGUGUCUUUAUUGUUUACAAUUGACUUAUAAGUCAGAAUUUUUAUUGCAGAGAAGAAAUAUUUCUAUGUGA
Molecule: messenger RNA, 10152 nt
Organism: Rhopilema esculentum
Lineage: Eukaryota; Metazoa; Cnidaria; Scyphozoa; Rhizostomeae; Rhizostomatidae
Product: COP9 signalosome complex subunit 2
Molecular function (GO): protein binding
Source: RefSeq, a predicted model, not a curated record